Histoplasma capsulatum G186AR is the source of this 909-nucleotide messenger RNA. Its product is annotated as ankyrin repeat protein. Bases 1 to 909 code for a protein of 302 amino acids. Lineage: Eukaryota; Fungi; Ascomycota; Eurotiomycetes; Onygenales; Ajellomycetaceae. The transcript is spliced from 2 exons. The record is from RefSeq and is a predicted model, not a curated record.
AUGUAUGAGAAGAUGGUGGGUGCGGAGUUCGAUGAAAAGUGCCUUUCGCAGUACGACAGUGCGACGCUGGUCAGCCACAUUGUCGAAUCAUGCAAGCUCUCAUUGAACGUGUCUCUGCUGUCCCAGAACCUAGUAGCAAAACACUACUCGCGGGGGAAGGAAGUGGACGUGCUUGAGGCGAUGGUGCGAGCAGGUCAACUUGGGAUCAGGGUGCCUUGCAUCAGACGGACGGUCGAGAGGGACAACGACUUUUACAUCAUCAUGGAGCGGAUUCAUGGGCAGACUUUGGAGGAAGCCUGGAAGCACAUUGGCUGGCUUAUAGCUCUGCGUCUGGCAUUUCAGCUUCGCCGGUUCGUACGUCGGAUGAGAGAGGUGACGUCUUCCACUGCCGGAUCUCUCUCCACUGGGAUGUGUCGGUCUUUCUGGCUGGAGGAUUUUUAUAAGCUUCCUUGCCAUGCUCGUCCAGAAGCUAUUCCAGCGUUCAUCCGCUUUUGGCUUAACUUUGUUCCAUUGUCACGGCGAAAAGCCAGUGUACAGCCCAAGAAAGAAUUUUGCUCAAAGCCUCAAACUCCAUUGGUGUUCACACACCACGAUCUCGCUCCAAGAAACGUGGUUCUCGAUGACAAACGCCGCCUUUGGCUGCUGGAUUGGGACUACUCAGGUUUCUAUCCGAUUUACUUCGAAUAUGCGUCCAUGCAUAACUUCUCUGUACCAGAAAAUUGGGGGUGGGCAGAUAGGCUGUGCUGGGAAAUAUUCUCCUGGAUCUCAGUUGGAUGUUUCUCCAAACAGCGCAAAGCCCUUGAAGAAAUCAGGCCUCGGUUCACUCGAUUCCCUCUUGGCCGGAAGCACGAGGUUCUCUUGGACGGAGCACCCUCUAACGCGGUCCAUUUGAGAAAGCCAGGGAUGUGA